GUACCCCCAUGGGCUCAUUGACGGGUCCGUGGCCGUGGCCAUGAGCGUGCGUAUCGUGCGCAUAUCGACGCGGCUGGCGCGAGAGGUUGGUUCGGCCGGUCCGGGCAGCAGCCACUGUUGUCCUGCGAAGUGACUGCAUCGUGUGAGGGGUGGGUUGUCGGGUUGAGAUGUCCAACCGCCGGAGCUCUGCGAUGAUGAAGCUCAAAUCCGCUUGCGCCGUAUACGGAUUGGCGCCUUGGCGCUACACCCUGCUCGUCACUCAUCGUCCUGUUCAACCUUGUUCUUCGCAUGACUGAUUCCUAUUUCAUGUAUCAUACAAGAUGAGUAUCUUUUCCUCUACAAUGUUGCGAAUCUGCCAUCAUGGCUCGCUUCGAAGAUUUGAGCGACGACGUCCUUUACUUGAUUCUCCGACAUUUGUCCCCUGAGCGUUUAUCUAGCCUGUGUUGUCUGCGGCUUGUGUCAACCCGAGUGAAGGCCUUUGCCGAGUCCGUACUGUACAGAAAUAUCAUCCUGGAAGACAAUGACCAACAUGACCUCGCUUCGUACCGUUUCAUUGAGCGGUUAAGCAACCCUGGGGAUGCUCUGUCUCAACAUGUGCGUUCUCUUCAGAUUAAGUCAUUUAGAGGCGAUCAUGAAAGUUUUUGCAUGAAUACGGAACUCUUAGCAGCAUGUCUGAACAGUCUUGAGAGACUCAGCUCGUUUAAUUGGGACUCUAAAGUUCCUUUACCCGGGGGACUACUGAGCAUCUUACAUGAACGUUUGCCAGAUGUGCGGCUCUGCGCUACUGUCAAUGAUCUCGACCAAGCGCUCCUAGAUUCGCCUCAACUUCACCGUUUGGCCGUUUCACUUCCAGACUUGGACCCUACCGACCAUAAGAAGCCAGUUCUCUGGGAACAGCUUAAGCAGAUACUUGUACACUGUCAUAAUCUGCGGCGCUUAAUGCUUGAUGUCCAUCCGGACCGUACAGUACGACCAUUACCCGACCUCACCAUAGAGGGUACUCAGAACUCGGUUGUUGUUGAGUCUUAUACACGUUGGGGUUACCGAGGUGUAUCUACCGAUGCCGACAUCACUUCUCAUCGGUCGCGCGAAUCAGAGAAGAACAUGGUGCAAAUUCCACUAGAACCUGGCGAUGUACUGCCUACUCUCGAGGACCUUGACAUCCGAGCCAAGACUUACAAUCUUGAUGCGAGACAUUGUGCUCAACUUCUGCACUGCAUGAACUGGACAAGGCUGAGGCGCCUUAGGCUCGGCCCAUCAGAUCCCAAGAUGUUCUUUGAAACUUUCAAGGACAAACUUCCCAAUCUCGAGGUUUUUGAGUUCACGUACAUUUACGAGAAUCUACACUACACUCCAUAUGAUACUUACACACCCAAGCUUUCUGCAUGCGCCGAAUUUGUCGCUUCGAUCACCGUACUGAAGGAAUUUAUUGUUCGAUGCAAUACCGUCAACCUGAAAGAUAGUCUCUGGAUGUCCCUGGCGGAGGUGCACGGCCCGCAUUUGGAGCGUCUUUCCAUUCAGGCUCGUUACCAGGACCUAGAGGCUCCUAUCUGCAACGGCAACCUAGGCGAUCUUCUCGCUUGUUUCUCUAACCUACUCGCAUUGGAUCUUGCUCUUCGCACCUGCAUUUCAAUGCCAUUUAUGUGUUCGUUCUGCCCAAUACAAGGGCAUGCAUUAAGUACAAACUACGUUGACACAAUACCGGUCAUCGCAUCUAUCAGAUCUCUUCAGAUAUCGAUCCGAGUUCACCCUUGCGAUCAAUCGCUCUACUCGUACAUUGCCGAUCACGCUCACUGCGCUAUCCGGAAGGUAUGGACUGCAUACGCAAAUGAUUCGAGAAAUUGUGAGCUGGAGACGUUCAACAUUAAGUUUUGGCGUUGGGAGCCUACGUCACCUCAUCUGAACGAGGAUGGAUUUCCUCGUAAUGCCCAUAUCACAAGACUGGUUUUCGAAAGCAGGAUGUGCGGAGACAGACUGAUUAUCAAACCUCGCAACCACCAUAAGGUCCAGCCAGUGAAUCAAGUAUGGCAUGGGACUGAAGGGGAAGGACUUCAGGCGACAUAUGUUGCUGAAGAGCAGAACGUCCCAGCUCCACUGUUUAAUGUGAGCGAUCGGUUCCGUGAAGCGCUUGGGCGAUUCUUUCCACAGUUGCCCAAUGGUACUCGUUCGAGGCGUUAUCGGUGAAUGUUUCCCAUAUCGAUUGAAAACCACUGUUGAAUACUACUCAUAGUAGAGGGUUGCACGCUUUGUUAGUCAUGUUUUUGUACACCAUAAAUCUGGAGCCUCGACUAAGUUCUUUCUCUUUUGUAUCAAUAACUGUCUUUUACCUCUCACAAUAUAGGCUUUAUGCUGAUACACUCAAUUAUCUACUAUGUAAGUCUUGGCAACAUGUCAAUUAACCUAAUCAGAUCGCUCAUCAAUAGGGCCGAUGUUCGUCUUGCUGCACCGGACCCAAGCACAAACCAAAGGGCAUCAGCGAUUUGACCACAUG
Molecule: messenger RNA, 2491 nt
Organism: Cucurbitaria berberidis CBS 394.84
Lineage: Eukaryota; Fungi; Ascomycota; Dothideomycetes; Pleosporales; Cucurbitariaceae
Exons: 4
Coding region: 361-2184 (607 amino acids)
Source: RefSeq, a predicted model, not a curated record